CCUAAAGUUUCAUUCAGAACUGUUCGUGAAUGCCUCAACAUGGGUCGCAGCCUUACAGGUCCCUUGCAGGUAAAACCAAGCAGAGGACAGCUAUCCACGAGGAUGCCCGUUUGGUAGUCCGACGACGAACAUUGUCAAGCUGCGGUGAUCCCAGUGAUACCGUAAGGUCUCGUGCAUUGACCAGUCUUGGUCGGCUAGAGAGUAGCGAAAUCAGUGACCGAUUACGAUCUAUCUUCGGUGAUACAUUAACUGGGCCGAUUAACCUUGACAAGCGUCGGCAUACUCUGCGGCGUGUAUCUUCCUCACUGAGUGCUGAUGAGGACAGAACCGACACCGAUUUCAUGCCAGUACUUCCUAGCACAUUGCGGCAUUCCUCAUCGCCCUGGUCGUUCAACAUGGAGGAGUGGGAACCUGAUGAUUCGCCUGAGGCUUCUAGUGGCGCCUUCGACAGGGAUGGGUCCGAUGAGGAUGGAGACUCUGAGGGGAGUAGCGUUGUAUAUGUUGACGCUGCUGACCUCACGGCCGUGCUCCUCGAUCGAAGUAGCAUCCGCGAGCAGCAUAUCAAGAAGGUUAUCCUGGAUGUAUUUGCCGAGCGGGUCGAUAUCUAUGCUGAGGCCAAUGCUACUGAAAAUGCCCCUCCGGUGAGAGCCUCCGAUGCCCUACUGCGGUUCUAUGACGACGUUAAGAUGAUAUAUGAGCAGCUCCCAGGAGACGACAUUGGUUCUUCGACGGUGGAAGAUGGCAUCACUGAAUUCUGCGCGAACUUAUGGCUAGCUUUCGACCCGAACGCCCAGGACGUGAGGCGACGUUGCAGGGGUGUUGUGAUCAGUGCCCGGAAUAUAGUUAUUGCGGAAAAGCAGUCUACACUUAACCCAGCAUGGCAGCUGCUCCCGUUGCGGACGCGGCUUGCUCUUUCCCAAUCUCCUACACGUUGGAAGGACAUUCCAUACUCCGCGACGGGCAGAGAUAAUCUAUGGAAAGGCCUCAAGCAGCCGAUGAACAGACUGAGUCUGCAGUUUUACAAGUCGGCGAAGCUCGAGAAAGGCUUCCAGGUGAACCAUUCGUUACACUCUGACAGACUUGGGGUGAUGUGGACCACUGUUCUGGUGCUCUUCGUACUUGUUGUGACAUGGUUUCGGUAUAGACUGCUUAUGUCGACAGCUGGCUCCUUCUAUUAUUGCAGUGAUGAUACUGAGAAAACUAUGACUAUACUAAAGUAUGCCGCGACAGAGCCGCUUAUGAUGUUCGCUUUGGUGGGAAUACUGGAGAUCACUGUAUGCUUGUCACUGCGAGGGCGAAGGUCAAUACUACUGGACUUCUUCGAUGACUUGCAGGCAUGCUAUUCUCUACUGGCGGCCUGUCUUACUUUGCUGUGGUUGCAUCUGGGUCCGAAGGUUAUGGAUUGGUAUUGCUGGCCGCCUGACCGUUCAUACACACUCGCUCUAACGUAUAUCCUUUCCGCUGCGGCAUUCUCUCUACGCUGGACGCAAUACGUUUUUGUAUCACUAGCAAUAACCGCCGUCGCUAUUAUCCUUCAUCUCCUUCCAUCGAGCAGCCACGUCGGUCAAGUUCCUACACUCAGUGUUUUACCAACCAUCACUUUCUACGUUGUUGUUAUCACUUGUGUAGUUCUCCUUACUAUUUACAAGUAUGUGUACGAGGGAGUACUCCGUGAGGAUUUUGUCCUUCAUCUCUCACUAGCUAAGGAGGCUAGCAGAUGCAAUGCUCUGCUCACCAACGUUCUUCCGGAGCGUAUUCUGGACACGCUAAAGAAAAGGCAAGACGCAGUUGACUCUAUGGAAGGUGUUCGUCGCGACUCAGGGUUGGUGCUGAGCCGAGAGAUUGGUAUCACAGAAGCUAUCACGGAUGUUACUAUUAUGUUUUCGGAUAUUCCUGGUUUCACAACUCUGUCUAUGAAGAUCUCUCCCAGAGAGAUCGUUCUCACACUGAAUGAGCUCUUCAGCCUCUUCGACGAGCUAGCGCAUGAGGAAGGUCUUAGCAAGAUCAAGACUGACGGGAAUCACUACAUGGCAGCAGCUGGUCUGCCGCAGUCCAAUAUGAUACACGCGCCUGCUGUAUGCCGAAUGGCACUACGUAUGAUGGACGAGGUGGCCCGGCGCAACGCUCUGAUAACGCUGAAGUCCCAAGGCUCGAGUUAUGCGGCAGAGUACUGGGAUACCAUUCACGAGGUUGACGCUGGUGCGAUUCGAUACAUCUACGAUAGCAGUCCCACGUUGAAGUCAGACUCUGAGGAUGGUCCAGCAUCGUCUAGCCGGACGUCGGAUCCGCCGACAUCUGGCAGUGAUGACAAUGAGGAUGAUACAGGAUCUCCUGUCUUUGUGGGAAUUCCAGUUCCUCUCCGUGUUGGUAUUGAUAGCGGUGAUUGCAUUGGUGGAGUCAUUGGUAGGAAGAAGUUUAUCUAUGACGUGUGGGGGGACUGUGUUAACACAGCUUCCCGUAUGGUACAGUAUGGCGAAAUCGGUUGUACACAAAUCACAGAUGCGACCAAGAAGUGGCUCGACGUGUUAGCACCUGGAUGUUUCGAGACGGAGAGUCGCGGCGUGCAUGAGGUGAAGGGCAAAGGUCCUAUGCUCACCCAUUUCCUUCUGGACGAGAUAAGGGACUAUAAAACCGUCAUUCGGGAGCUUCCAGAACCCAGCGAGACAUCUUCGUCUGUAAGGCGUCGACUUCCCUUGGCGAAGGAGGCCUAGCCUGUAUCAUGUGAUUUGUCUGUUUUCAACUCGACGACCUUUGAUUGUUUUUUUUGGUACACAUCACGAUAGUUCACUUGUAGCCACCGAGAUCAUUGGUAAGGCUC
Messenger RNA from Perkinsus marinus ATCC 50983, 2818 nucleotides. RefSeq lists its product as hypothetical. The transcript has 15 exons. Lineage: Eukaryota; Perkinsozoa; Perkinsida; Perkinsidae. The coding region runs from base 30 to 2711 and encodes 893 amino acids. Gene Ontology annotation, biological process: receptor guanylyl cyclase signaling pathway; cGMP biosynthetic process; intracellular signal transduction. The record is from RefSeq and is a predicted model, not a curated record. Gene Ontology annotation, molecular function: peptide receptor activity; guanylate cyclase activity.